Paramacrobiotus metropolitanus is the source of this 1721-nucleotide messenger RNA. RefSeq names its product ELL-associated factor 1-like. Gene Ontology annotation, cellular component: super elongation complex. The transcript is spliced from 9 exons. Gene Ontology annotation, molecular function: transcription elongation factor activity. The record is from RefSeq and is a predicted model, not a curated record. Gene Ontology annotation, biological process: regulation of transcription elongation by RNA polymerase II; positive regulation of DNA-templated transcription. NCBI's taxonomy places the organism in Eukaryota, Metazoa, Tardigrada, Eutardigrada, Parachela, Macrobiotidae. Bases 528 to 1514 code for a protein of 328 amino acids.
GAAAGCGAACAAAUUAUAAAGGACAACCCAAAAAUUUCUUUGCGUCUUCCUUUAAAUUUUUUAAGUGUACAGUACAGCAUAGACUGGCUUUGUGCUUCUUUGCGUACAUAACGUAGUAUACAAUCACAUCAAACUUCUUUUCCAGCACGUCGAACAUCGAGCGACCUCGUAAACUCUAAAGUUGGUUUCUUUCUGUUCAAAGGUGCCAUAAGCCAUAAGGCUUAUUUGUCGCUCAUGUGCCCGAACUGUGUUGUUGUUGGUUUUGUAACUUCGUCGUAGACAUUGAAUUUAAUGGUGACCAUAGUUUUCUUGGGAUAAUUUUGAUGCGACGCUGAUACUAAUUAGGCUUAUGUUUGACGAGAACUAGGAGCCAUUUCCCCCCGUCAGCCGUCGCCACCAUUUCUGAGAUUAUUUGUGCUAAUUUGGGAAAUUAAUAUUUUAUUAUCCACCCGAAUCCCAAAGGGUUGAAGAGCCAGUUGCGGACGAUUUUUGUUCAUUGUUAUUACUGGAGUUAACCAUAUCUCUCCAUGUCUCAAAAAUCUGCUAAAGGAAAUGCAAAGGACGGGAAAACUUACUCUUUGAAGCUGGGAAACAGUUUCGAAAAACGAUCGGAUGUAUCAUACCACACCAUGCGCUUCGAUUUUAAACCUGUAUCUUUGGGCGCUAGCAAGGAUUUGACCAUGCAGAUUGGCGGUGAGAACGGACUGCAAGUUACAGCUACAAUGACCGGCGGCACUAGUACGAAGCAGGGAAGCGGAGCUUCGAAUGGCCAGACUGUUUACAAGGGAUCAAAAAAGCCUUACACCACUAAAGAAUGCGUGCUGAUAAUCGAUGAACAAACGGGCGAAGUCGUUUUGGAGAAACUUGGGGAUAAUAUCAUGCUGAAAAAAGCCCGCCCGGAACAAGGAAAUAAACCGAAGCUCUUCAGCGACAAAUCCGAUGUGAGUCCGUUUGGCACUCCGAGCUAUUCUCCCACGGCUUCCUCUUCGCCCACUCCAUCGCCAACUCAACCUGUUGCCUCUCAAAACACCACGAAAAAACCACCAGUAAAACCAAAAACCGAUGUAAAGCCUGCGCCGGCCCCGAAAGCCGCAACAUCUCCUCCGAAACCUUCUCAGCAACCAGCGCUUGUUGCUGCCCAGCAGAAACCGUUAGAGAAGGCUCCAUUGCCGUCUAAAGCUCAAAAAGGAAAGAUCAACGAUCGUCUGGACAGCUCUUCAUCCAGUUCGUCUUCUUCCAGCUCAUCAUCCAGUGAAAGUGAUUCAGAUAGCGAUGGGGACGAUAAUAUGGACAGUUUGCUGGAUAUGGAUCCUAAGUCGACUCAGCGGCAAGGUCGUCCUGGUGCAAAUGGAAGUGUAAAUAACAAAACCGAACUGGCCAACGUGGCUGCUACACAGCCUCAACAAACAGCACCGGCUCCGACAAGAAGAGUGGCAUCUUUAGCGGAUGAUUUGAAAUUGAGUAGCGAUGAGGACGACAAGGACGAUUCGGAUGAAGAUGGAAUAACGUUCUAGUUUUACGUCCUGAAAGUUUUUUUAAUUUGGUUCUUUCAUUGUUCAAAUGGGCUUUCAUUUUGCAGACACUUGUCAUAAAUAUUUUGGGAUUUGGUCAUGAGACGUGAUGAGAAUGAACUAUUAACAGUUACUACAAUAAUGUUGUUUGUAAAAUGUAUUAUGCGAUUACAGUCAUUAAACCAUUCAGACAAUAAGAUUGGUGAAAAU